This is a messenger RNA of Oncorhynchus gorbuscha (pink salmon), 3170 nucleotides long. RefSeq names its product oxysterol-binding protein 2-like. The transcript is spliced from 15 exons. Gene Ontology annotation, molecular function: cholesterol binding. Bases 65 to 2524 code for a protein of 819 amino acids. NCBI's taxonomy places the organism in Eukaryota, Metazoa, Chordata, Actinopteri, Salmoniformes, Salmonidae. Gene Ontology annotation, cellular component: cytosol; intracellular membrane-bounded organelle; membrane. The record is from RefSeq and is a predicted model, not a curated record.
AGUGUUAAUCUUGCUUUCUCUGGUCCGGACCCUCCCCGGUUUAGCUCACUCAUCGGCGGUGUGUAUGGGGAGAGCGAUCGCUCUCUGUGGUCGCUCGGGGAGGAUAGUGUCAUUCCUUUCCGCGGUACCUUGUUUGUCCGGCUGCACACCCCAACCCGCGGCGGAGCGGAGGAUGAGCGACCAGGGGAAGAGCUCGGUUUCCACUCUUGCGGGUGCCCCAGCCCCGGGAUCGGAUACUUACAAAGGCUGGCUUUUUAAAUGGACUAACUAUUUGAAAGGGUAUCAACGCCGAUGGUUCGUCCUCAGCAAUGGCCUUCUGUCGUAUUACAGGACUCAGGCAGAGAUGGCCCAUACAUGUCGCGGCACCAUCAACCUCGCCACGGCCCACAUCGACACGGAGGACGCCUGUAACAUCGUCCUGAGCAGCGGUGGGCGCACCUACCACCUGAAGGCCAGCACAGAGGUGGAACGUCAGAGAUGGGUCACAGCGCUGGAGCUGGCCAAGGCCAAAGCCAUCCGCAUGAUGAAUGACCAGUCUGAGUUCCUCUAUCCCACUGGGACUGGACCUGACAGGGAAAAAGGCAAGAGCAGGAUUUCAGGCACAUUCAGACCUGUGAAUGACUCAGGGGACGAGGAGCCCACGACCCAGUCGGACCGCAGUGAGGGGAUCCAGGGCACUCUGAAGACCCUGAUCAGCAAGCUUGAUGACCUCAGUACGUGUAACGACCUAAUCGCCAAGCAUGGGGCGGCCCUGCAGCGCUCUCUGAGUGAACUUGAGGCGCUGAGAGUCCCCGUGGAGGGAGGAGAGAAGAUUAAGGGCGUCAAUGAACGCGCCACCCUCUUCCGCAUCACCUCGAAUGCUAUGAUCAAUGCGUGUCGCGACUUCCUGGACCUAGCGGAGACCCACAGCAGGAGAUGGCAGCGGGCGCUGCAGUAUGAGAGAGAGCAGCGUAUUCACCUGGAGGAGACCAUAGAGCAGCUAGCCAAGCAACACAACAGUCUGGAGAGAGCCUGGAGAGAGGCCCCCACACUAUCCGCCAACACACCCAGCUCCCCCACCACCAAGAAGGGAGGGAGUGAGAGGCCUCAGAAAGGGGAGGCGAGUGAUGAAGAUGAGGAUACGGAAUACUUUGACGCCAUGGAGGACUCCCCUGCCUUUAUCACAGUAACAGCCACUGAGAACACACAGCACAGGUGUUCUCAGAGUAACCUGUGUGGAGCGAGUGGAGGCCAUACCAAUGAUUGGAACCAGGACAAUGUGUCUCCUAGCUGUAAGGAUUCCGGGAAGGAGCUUCAGCCCCUCAGAAGGAGGCGGAGCCACAUCCCAGACAAGCCCAACUACUCCCUUAACCUGUGGAGCAUCAUGAAGAACUGUAUCGGCAAGGAGCUCUCCAAGAUCCCCAUGCCUGUGAACUUCAAUGAGCCUCUGUCCAUGCUGCAGCGGCUGACAGAGGACCUAGAGUACCAUGAGCUGCUGGACAAGGCGGCGCGCUGCGAGAGCUCCCUGGAGCAGCUGUGUCUGGUGGCAGCCUUCUCUGUGUCCUCCUACUCCACCACCGUCCACCGCACGGCCAAGCCCUUCAACCCCCUGCUGGGGGAGACCUAUGAGCUGGACCGCCUGGACGACUUGGGCUACCGCUCGCUGUGUGAGCAGGUGAGCCAUCACCCCCCAGCAGCAGCUCACCAUGUGAUUUCUCAGCGAGGCUGGACCCUCUGGCAGCAAAUCACCAUAUCCAGCAAGUUCCGUGGCAAAUACCUCUCCAUAAUGCCUCUGGGUGCCAUUCACCUGCAGUUCCACUCCAGUGAGAACCACUAUGUGUGGAGGAAGGUAAUCUCCACUGUGCACAACAUCAUCGUGGGCAAGCUGUGGAUUGACCAGUCGGGGGACAUUGAGAUAGUCAACCACAGAACCAAGGAGACGUGCCAGCUCAAGUUCUCCCCUUACAGCUAUUUCUCCAGGGAUGUCCCACGCAAGGUGACAGGGGUGGUGUCAGACAGUGGAGGGCAGGCCCACUAUAUCCUGUCUGGCACGUGGGACGAUAAGAUCGAGAGCUCCAAGAUCGUCCAGAGCAGCAAAGGGGGCAGUGGCUCAGAGGGCAAGCAGAAGACUGUCUACCAGACCCUGUCCCCCAAACUACUGUGGAAGAAAUACCCUCUCCCGGAUAACGCUGAGAACAUGUACUUCUUCUCCUCGCUGGCGCUGACGCUGAAUGAGCCGGAGGAUGGGGUGGGGCUGACGGACAGCCGGCUGAGACCGGACCAGAGGCUGAUGGAAGCGGGGAGAUGGGACGAGGCCAACUCUGAGAAACAGAGAUUAGAGGAGAAGCAGAGAGCUGUGAGGAGGAGGAGAGAGGCAGAGGCCACAGAUGCACUGGACAACGGUCGAGAGUAUGAGGGCUUCCAGCCACAGUGGUUCCACAAGAGGAAGAAUGCCGUCACUGGGGAGACAACCUUUGUGUACAAGGGUGGAUACUGGGAGGCUAAGGACAGUCAGGACUGGAGUACGUGCUCUGAAAUCUUCUAAGCCUAGACCAGACCCAUCCUACCCCAUCACUGGACCCACCCAGGCCCAGGAGACUGCUCCACCACUGGCCCUGGAGGAAUGUGGGUCUGGAUGUGGACCUCUGUGUGCAUGAGAAUGUGAAUGUCUCACACACUCAAAACACAGUGUACCUCCCCAUGUACACACAGAGGUCAUAUUUUUUACAGAGUCAAGGGAGAGAAGGGACCUUUUCUAGAUCCUACCCUGACCUAACACUGAGCUGUGUGGGGGUGUGUGAGAGAGAUGGGAGAUUGAAUACCAUAGAAAAGGGGCCCCAUAGAGACUUCCAAAAUAUUCAGGUGCUCCACACACGCUACCCACAAUGCACCUUUCCUCUGCUCAGCACAUCUGUUUCUAGGGGUUUUAGUGAUUGAACAGCAACCCAUCUAAAUCAGUUCUCCUCUCCACUUGUAUACUGGGAUGAGAUGAAGUACAUCCUGUCUAACGGACAGAUGGACGGACAGACAGAGAGACAAAAAUAAUGCUUCAGAAGUUUAUAGAAAGACAGUGUGUGUAUGUAUGUAAUAAUCUGUGUAUAUACAUAUAUAUAUACACAAACUACCAGUCAAAAGUUUGGACACACCUACUCAAUCAAGGGUUUUUCUUUAUGUUUUACUAUUUUCUACAU